This is a messenger RNA of Boleophthalmus pectinirostris (great blue-spotted mudskipper), 5092 nucleotides long. RefSeq names its product ceramide synthase 6 (gene cers6). Gene Ontology annotation, biological process: ceramide biosynthetic process. Gene Ontology annotation, molecular function: DNA binding; sphingosine N-acyltransferase activity. The record is from RefSeq and is a predicted model, not a curated record. The transcript has 11 exons. Gene Ontology annotation, cellular component: membrane. The coding region runs from base 1378 to 2577 and encodes 399 amino acids. NCBI's taxonomy places the organism in Eukaryota, Metazoa, Chordata, Actinopteri, Gobiiformes, Gobiidae.
UGAUGAUAUAUAUACACAUUAUAUACAUAUAUACAUAUAUACAGCCUAAGUGUAUAGAGGGACGGAAAAUAAAACAAACUUUGUCUACGCUACUUUUUGGGUCGAUUUUUUAAUCAUUUAACUGAAAAUACUUUACCACUGUUAAGUCCAACCUCCGGUAAUUGUAGCCUAGAAGUAGUAGUAGUACAAGGCCCUAGUGGUAGUAGUUGUAGUAGUAGUAGAAGAAGCAUAGCAUGCUAGUAGCAGUAGUAGUAUUUACCUUAGUAGAUUGUUGCCUUUUGUUGCAAAUCUUAUUACAAUUUAAACCAGCACCACAAGAUUAAUUGCCAAAUUUGAGAGCUUAUUUUAUUAUUUCUAUGACGACUUCACUUCCUGUAAAUGAUUUGCAUCAGGGCAAGACAAAUAAAAAUAAUUCAGUGAUCCAAUCUGGAAUUUUGUCCACACCUAAAGAAUAGCCUAAAUAGUUUUUUAAGAGUAGGCCCAUUACUCCACUCAGAUUAUCAAACAUAUUCGUUUAAGUUUUUAACAGUUUACGAGCAGAAACGUGAGCACGUGCAGUUAUUCAUAUUGACCAGUAGAUGGCGUUAUCGGGCUUCAAAAUGUCAGGGAGACAACCUCAGUCAAAACCCCACACAACAGCGACACAUAUUUAGUUAAUUGAAACUUACUCUGACAAAAUCAUCAGUUUUAAACAAAAUCUGAAAGAUGAAACGUAAGACUGUGUGUCAAAAUAAGAUAAUUCCAUUUCAGGUCUUGACCCGAAGUCACUAAAUAUUACGCCACAGAGCUACUGAUACUCUAAGACCAUAUCACAGGAAGAUAGUGAAAAAGAAACAGUUCAAAGUUGUUUUUGUUUAUUUAUUUGUUUUUUGUUUUGUUUUGUUUUUUUUCUGGGGAUGACCGUUCGGUCUAUUUUUAGUCACAGACUCUAGGGGGCUUAGACUAAAAUGAGUUUGGUGAUUUGAGCCAAACGGGACAAAAUGAUGGGAGCUCUUCAGGCUACUGAAGUUAGACCACACCAAAUAUGUCUCAUCUGGCUUUUAAGGGUUAUUAUAAUUAUCUUAAUUUAUAAGAAAUUAAAUAAGGUCCCCUCCAGCGCGCAGCAGAGCGCGCAGACCCCAUGAUCAGAGCCGCUCUCCUGGUUGCUCCAGUGGCGCUGUGUGACGUCUCCCAGCACCAAUCAGGAGCGCAGACGCGGACAGAGCGGCCCUUCCUCCGCGGUGAGGGGAAGCGGACGGAUCUCCGCGGAUAACUGCUCAUCACAGCCUCGGUACAGCCCACAGUAGUGUCCACGGUACUGCCGAGCGGCACGCUCCCAUCAGAGAGACCGUCCUCCUCUUCUGUUCUGCCCGCUGCGACAGGCACCGCUGCGGAGACAUGUCCGGGAUCCUGGCCUGGUUUUGGAACGAGAGGUUCUGGUUGCCUCAUAACGUAACCUGGGCUGACUUAAAGAACACAGAGGAGGCAACCUUCCCGCAAGCCGAGGACCUGUAUCUGGCGUGUCCUUUAGCUUUCUGCAUCUUUAUGAUCCGGCUCGUGUUCGAACGGUUUAUCGCAAGACCAUGUGCGAUGGGCCUGAAGAUCCAAGCCAACGGACCUCAGAAAGCUCAACCCAACGCCAUCCUGGAGAAGGUCUUCACCGCUAUCACCAAGCACCCCGAUGAGAAGAGACUGGAGGGUCUGUCCAAGCAGCUGGACUGGGACGUACGGACGAUCCAGCGCUGGUUCCGACAACGCCGUAACCAGGAAAAGCCCAGUACUUUGACCCGGUUCUGUGAAAGCAUGUGGAGGUUCACGUUCUAUCUUUACAUAUUCACCUACGGAGUCCGCUUUCUUAAAAAGACGCCGUGGCUUUGGAACACUAAGGAAUGCUGGUACAACUAUCCCUACCAGCCAUUGACGGUGGACAUCCAUUACUACUACAUCCUGGAGUUGUCGUUCUACCUGUCCCUACUAUUUUCCCAAUUCACAGACAUAAAGAGGAAGGACUUCCCCAUCAUGUUGGUGCACCACGCGGCCACCAUCUCCCUCAUCACCUUCUCCUACGUCAACAACAUGGCGAGGGUGGGCACGCUGGUCAUGUGUCUGCACGACGCCGCCGACGUGCUCAUAGAGGCUGCCAAAAUGGCCAACUACGCCAAGUGCCAAAUCUUGUGCAACCUCCUGUUUGCCAUGUUCGCCAUCCUCUUCAUCAGCUCCAGACUGGGAGUUUACCCCGUCUGGAUUCUAAACACCACUCUGUUUGAGAGCUGGGAGAUCGUGGGGCCGUACCCAUCCUGGUGGCUCUUUAACCUGCUGCUCCUCCUGCUGCAGCUGCUCCACUCCUUCUGGUCCUACCUCAUCGUACGGACAGCCUGCAGAGCCAUCUCCAAAGGAAAGGUGGGGAAAUGGAAUCCGCUACAUGUGUCUAAAGACGACCGCAGCGACAUCGAGUCCAGCUCGGAUGAAGACGAGAGCCCGCCCCUUCCCGCCCCGUCGGCCAAUCAGAGGCACCACAGCAGCGCCACCAACGGCACCAACAAGAGCCACGGCACCAACGGCUACCUGACGGGGGCGCUGUAUCCCGAUGAACACUGACCUGCGGAGAGCGCCGCACUGGAGCCAUGCUACAGACACCUUCCAUUGUUUGUGUGUGUGAACGAGUGAAUAUGUGAAUGGGUGAGUGGGGAGCAUUGCCUGUCUGCUAUGGGAAUAUCGGGGUGAAAAGGUUAAGGAGCCCUCUUUGAGUUUAAAAUUGAACGAGGUGUAAACAAAUACUAUUCAUGUCUGGUGGGUAGAAAGAACGAAAGAAAGGUGCACUGUGUAACUUUUCUGCUUUGUUACUGCUUUGCCUGGAUUAUUUCACAGUAUGGAAAUAAAUUUGGUUAUCACAGUGGAGACAAGUUAGAUCUAUGGAGGAGCAAGCCUGCACAUGGUAAGAAUCACGUUUUUAGACUUAGACAAACUUUAUUGAUCCAAAAGGGAAAUUAAAUUCAAGUUUCAAGGCAUUUUUGAGCUUCACUACCAUUCAAAAGUUUUAGAACACCACACUUUUUCUAGUUUUUUACCGUUUACUGUUGACCAAAACGUAUUCUAAACUUUUGAUUCAUGGAAGUGUCCACCUUUGGCACAUGAACACACUCGUGGCUCGUUUUUUUACAGUAGAAAUCAAAUACCGUAUUUUCCGGACUAUUAGGCGCACUGUCAUUAAAUGGUCUAUUUUGGAACUUUUUUCACAAAUAAACCACACCGGACUUUAAACGAAACAUAACAGUUGGAUGGGUCAGUGGGACUUUGUUUGUCGCGUUCACGGUGACUCUGGGCUUUGUUCAGUUGUGGCGUGUAGGGAGGGUGCUGUCUGGGACCGCUGGAUUGUCGGCGUGUUCGCAGUGACUCAGUUGUUCAGUUGUGUCUAGAAGUGGCACAUUACACUCGCUUUUUCGUUUCGUUCCUCGUCGGAGUGGAGUGAUGAGUGUGGCUGCGGGUGUUUUUCGCUGUGCGGUCGCUCUCUGCUCCGUGUGUUUUUGCGUGCGCUGCGGGUGGUGCGGCUUUGUAGUUUACUAAAGUCGUACUGGGACACCCGAGUGGAUUCGUGUAUAGGGCGCUCUGUACUGUGGGGGGCGCAAUCGUUUUUUGAUGGGGUUGGAGGCUUAAGAACGCGUCUAAUAGCCUGGAAAAUACGGUAUUCUUGAGAAAGUUCUUCCCAAGUCUGUUGCAGAAGUUCCCAUAAAUGUGUGGCACUUGUAGGUUUCUUGACUUUCACUCUUCUGUCCAGUUCAUCCCAAAACCAGCUCGAUGGGGUUUAAGUCUGGAGACUGUGCUGGACACUUCGUGUUUUCAAGCUUUACCAUCUUGUUUUUUUUUUCCUGAGGUAGUUUUGGCAGAGCUUUGACUUGUGUUUUGUUAUCUUUUAUAUUAUUUUUUUUAAACCUCUGGCUGUUCAGUUCUUACCUUUGUACCAUUUCAAGCUCUUCAUUGGACUUGCACGACUUGAAUUGCUAUAAAUAACUGGAAAAAUUAGGGUGUUCUAAAACUUUUCACCGUUAGUGUAUAAAAUGCCUGUAAUUGAAUAAAUGGUAGAAUGCCAUACUGGGGAACAUUCCAUGAAAAAAAUAACAUCACCAUGCAGACAAGCAAGUAGUUGACCAUCCAUCUUAAAAGUUACACAUCGCACUUUUAAAUCAAACAUACUUACAUAACAUAUUUGUCAUAACUGCGCCAACAUUUACUUUUAAGAUAAACCAUCUGUAGAGUUAAUUUUGGUGAACUUUUAAGUGAUCCCCCCCGCCAAAUUCUGAAAAUUAAGUUAAACCAGUUAAAGUACACUGAAACAAGUCAUAAAAUCUACACAAAUUAAAAUAAAUCAAAUUAAUGUUAAAAUUGUACAAAUUUCUCAAAGUACUUCCUAAGAAAAAGGCAAAUUUUCAACACAAAAUAAUUCUUUGAUAUUGUCAUGGUGGUCUUAUACUAGUUAUUAUAUCAACAAAGACGAUUCAAAACUAAUCACACCUUCCCAAAAAGUCCAAUUUAUUUUAUUUUUUUGUCCGUAUCUUGUCAAAAUUACUACUAGAUUAGAUAGAAAUUGGUUCAGUAGUAUCUAGGUAACUUUUUUUUUUUUACACGAUUAUUUUGUUUUCAACAUUCUGAAAAUGAAGUUAGACCACUUGAAGUCCAUUGAAACAAGUCCAAAAAUCUAUACAAAUUAAACUAAUGUUAAAAUUGUACACAAUUUUUCAAAGUAUUUACUAAGAAAAAGGCAAAUUUUCAACACAAAAUAAUUCUUUGAUAUUGUCAUGAUGGUCUUAUACUAGUUAUUAUAUCAACAAAGAUGAUUCAAAACUAAUCACAACUUCCAAAAAGAGUCCAAUUUAUUUUAUUUUUUUGUCCGUAUCUUGUCAAAAUUACUACUUUACACACUAGAUUAAAAAGAAAUUGAUUAGGUAGUAUCCAGGUACCAUUUUUUACAACCCUAAUUUACUAAACUACCUUACUGCUAACUUACUAAAAUUCAUUCAUUAAUUUAAUCAGGUUUUUGUAUUAAAGCUGCGAAAUCCAACUCGAAAAUCCACAUUAAAUGACACCAGACCAGGCAGAGACAGUCACAUUAGACAAA